Molecule: messenger RNA, 990 nt
Organism: Macadamia integrifolia
Lineage: Eukaryota; Viridiplantae; Streptophyta; Magnoliopsida; Proteales; Proteaceae
Product: phenylacetaldehyde reductase-like
Exons: 6
Coding region: 22-990 (322 amino acids)
Molecular function (GO): oxidoreductase activity, acting on the CH-OH group of donors, NAD or NADP as acceptor
Source: RefSeq, a predicted model, not a curated record
GAAACCAAGGAAACACAGACAAUGAGCGGAGCUGGGAAGACUGUGUGCGUCACUGGCGCUUCUGGGUACAUUGCCUCAUGGCUUGUGAAGCUUCUGCUCGCCAAAGGAUACACUGUCAAAGCUUCUGUUCGCGACCUAAGUGAUCCAAAGAAGACUGAACAUUUACUUGCUCUUGAUGGGGCGAAGGAAAGACUUCAUUUAUUCAAAGCAAACUUAUUGGAAGAAGGAUCAUUUGAUUCUUUAGUGGAUGGAUGUACAGGUGUUUUCCAUACAGCAUCUCCAUUUUAUCAUGCAGUCACAGACCCACAGGCUGAAUUACUUGAUCCUGCAUUAAAGGGGACUCUUAAUGUUCUUGAAUCCUGUGCAAAAACACCAUCUAUUAAAAGAGUGGUUGUAACAUCCUCUCUAGCUGCAGUUGCAUACAAUAGAACACCUCGAACUCCAGAUGUGGUAGUUGAUGAGACUUGGUAUUCAGAUGCUGAGUUUUGCAGAGAGAAUAAGGUUUGGUAUCUACUUUCGAAGACCUUGGCUGAUGAGGCUUCCUGGAAAUUUGUAAAAGAGAAGGGGAUCGACAUGGUUACAAUAAAUCCGUCCAUGGUGAUUGGUCCUCUUUUACAGCCAACACUAAAUACAAGUGCUGAAGCAAUUCUGAACUUAGUAAAUGGAGCACAAACAUAUCCCAAUGCAACAUUUGGAUGGGUUAAUGUUAAAGAUGUUGCUGAUGCACAUAUUCUGGCAUUUGAGAAUCCUUCAGCCAAUGGAAGAUAUGUUUUAGUCGAGAGAGUUGUUCAUAAUUCACAACUUCUGAAAACUUUGUGUGAACUUUAUCCAACUUUGCCUCUUCCAAAAAAGUGUGCUGAUGACAAGCCUUAUGUGCCAACCUACCAAGUUUCCAAGGAGAAACCAAGAACCAUAGGGGUUAAUUACACUCCUCUGGAGGUGAGCCUGAAGGAAACCGUUGAUAGCUUGAAGGAGAAAGGCUUUUUUUAG